CGCCCUCGUACCACCACCAUGUCGCCGGUCAAGACGCAAUGGACUCGCCUCAUCCGUUUCGUAGCGGCGGAAACCGCUCAGGUGCACAUCGGUGAACCUGUGGAUCCCAAGCUUGAUGUUGGUCUUGCCUUUCACCAGAAGAAGCCAAUCAAGGCGUACGAAAUUGCUGGUUCUGCGCUCGACCCCGCGGCUCAAGUCACGAAGAACAUACUCACUGUCAAGCAGUUACUCGCACCGCUUUCCAGGGAAGAAGUUGGGCUUGUUCGUUGCCUGGGUCUUAACUACGCGGAUCACGCUGCUGAGGCGAACUUGGCCAAGCCGACCUAUCCUGUGCUCUUUUACAAGCCGGUCAAUGCUCUGAUUGGUCCUGAAGUCCCAGUCACUAUCCCGAAGCACGUUCAGCCCGUGGAGAAACACCUUCCGGAUUACGAGGUUGAACUCACCGUUGUCAUCGGUAAACCUGCCAAGAACGUGCCUGAGGCUGAGGCGCUCGACUAUGUUAUUGCAUACACAGCUGGGAACGAUAUCUCGUUCAGAUAUCACCAAAUGGCCGUUUCGCAGUGGAAUUUCUCAAAGGGAUACGACAACACGACUCCCAUCGGUCCCUGCCUCGUUGCCGCCCAUGCAUUCCCUGACCCUCAGAAGGUGCCCCUGAAGACGGUCGUGAAUGGGAAGACAGUUCAGGACGGUACUACCGCCGACCAAAUCUUCAGCGUCCGCCAGACCAUUGCCUUCCUCUCCCAGGGUACGACCCUCCUCCCUGGCUCCAUUAUCAUGACCGGAACCCCGAAAGGCGUCGGUUUCGUGAAGAAGCCGCCUGUGUACCUCAAGGAUGCCGAUGACAUGAGCGUAUGGGUCGGGGGCGGCAUCGGCACGCUCGUGAACCCGGUCGUCGAAGAGCGCGGGGACCAGAAAGCGAAGCUUUGAACUGUGGGUCCAACGCCCAAACACCAACCUCGUCCUUCAUCCCCCCGACCGGGAUUUGAAGCCGUUCUGCGUCAGGGGUGGGUACGCUCACUGUUACUGGAUUUGGCUUGUAGCGGUGAGCCGCUUGUGCCUGUGCUGUGAAUCGAAGUUUGCCGCUGAGUGACCAUGUAUAUUCGUAUGCUGUCUUGAAAUAUACUGAGCUUCUUCCUUGCCACGAGACAAUCUGGCUUCUUGC
This is a messenger RNA of Dichomitus squalens LYAD-421 SS1, 1162 nucleotides long. RefSeq names its product fumarylacetoacetate hydrolase. The transcript has 8 exons. Gene Ontology annotation, molecular function: acetylpyruvate hydrolase activity. The coding region runs from base 19 to 927 and encodes 302 amino acids. The record is from RefSeq and is a predicted model, not a curated record. NCBI's taxonomy places the organism in Eukaryota, Fungi, Basidiomycota, Agaricomycetes, Polyporales, Polyporaceae.